AUGACAACAUUUGAAAGGGAUCUCCAGAAGUGCUUUUCUGUUAUUGGAACGUAUGCGUCACUGGCAAGGUUCCGAAACAACAACAGCAAACAGCACAGAGGAAACAAUAUCGUCAAUGAUAGAAUCAGGGUCUACAACGCGAACUAUGGCAUCAGAAACAUGGAGCACAGCAAAAACAACAGUAAAUACAACACUGAACAUGACACCAGAAACAUCAACAUAACAACAACACAAUCUACCACACCAGAAACAACAACGCAAACUACCACAGCAGAAACAACAAUACAAUCUACCACACCAGUAACAACAACACAAUCUACACCAGAAACAACAUCGCAAACUACAACACCAGAAACAACAACACAAACUUCCACACCAGUAACAACACAGUCUACCACGCCAGUAACAACAACACAAUCUACUACACCAGAAACAACAUCGCAAACUACCACACCGGAAACAACAUCACAAUCUACCACAUCAGAAACAACAUCGCAAACUACCACACCAGAAACAACAACACAAACUACAACACCAGAAACUACGACACAAUCUACCACAACAGAAACAAAACAACAUCGCAAACUACAACACCAGAAACAACAACACAAACUGCCACACCACACACCAGAAACAACAUCACAAACUACAACACCAGAAACAACUACACAAACUCCGACACCAGAAACAACAUCGCAAAUUACAACACCAGAAACAACCACACAAACUGCCACACCAGUAACAACAACACAAUCUACCACACCAGAAACAACAACACAAACUACCACACCAGUAACAACAUCGCAAACUACCACACCGGAAACAACAUCACAAUCUACCACAUCAGAAACAACAACGCAAACUACCACACCAGAAACAACAACACAAACUACAACACCAGAAACUACGACACAAUCUACCACAACAGAAACAACAACACAAUCUACCACACCUGAUUCAACAACACAAUCUACCACACCUGAUUCAACAACACAAACUACCACACCAGAAACAACAACACAAUCUACCACACCAGAAACAACAAUACAAACUACCACAACAGAAACAGCAAAACAAUCUUCCACUCCAGAAACAACAUCGCAAACUACAACACCAGAAACAACAACACAAACUGCCACACCAGUAACAACAACACAAACUACCACACCAGAAACAACAACACAAUCUACCACACCAGAAACAACAUCGCAAACUACCACAGCAGUAACAACAACACAAUCUACCACACCAGAAACAACAACACAAACUACCACACCAGUAACAACAACACCAUCUACCACACCAGAAAUAACAACACAAACGACUACACCAGAAACAACAUCGCAAACUACAACACCAGAAACAACAACACAAACUACCACACCAGUAACAACAACACAAUCUACCACACCAGAAACAACAACACAAACUACCACACCAGAAACAACAUCGCAAACUACCACACCAGAAACAACAUCACAAUCUACCACACCAGAAACAACAACACAAACUACAACACCAGAAACAACAUCGCAAACUACCACACCAGAAACAACAUCACAAACUACCACACCAGAAACAACAACACAAACUACCACACCAGUAACAACAACACAAUCUACCACACCAGAAACAACAACACAAACUACCACACCAGAAACAACAUCGCAAACUACCACACCAGAAACAACAACACAAACUACUUCACCAGAAACUACGACACAAUCUACCACAGCAGAAACAACAACACAAUCUACCACACCUGAAACAACACCACCUACCACACCAGAAACAACAACACAAUCUAGCACACCAGAAACAACAUCACAAACUACCACACCAGUAACAACAACACCAUCUACCACACCAGAAACAACAACACAAACUACUACACCAGAAACAACAUCGCAAACUAGAACACCGGAAACAACAUCACAAUCUACCACACCAGAAACAACAACACAAACUACAACACCAGAAACAACAACACAAUCUACCACAACAGAAACAACAACACAAUCUACCACACCUGAUACAACAACACAAACUACCACACCAGAAACAACAACACAAUCUACCACACCAGAAACAACAACACAAACUAUUGCACCAGAAACAACAGCACAAACUACCACCCCAGAAACAACAUCAACAACUACCACAACAGAAACUACGACACAAUCGACCACACCAGAAAAAACAACAACACAAACUACCACAGCAGUAACAACAUCACAAUCUACUACACCAGAAACAACAACACAAACUACUAUACCAGUAACAACAACACCAUCUACCACACCAGAAUCAACAACACAAUCUACUACACCAGAAACAACAUCACCAACUACCACAACUGAAACUACGACACAAUCAACCUCUACCACGCCAGUAACAACAACACAAUCUACCACACCAGAAACAACAACACAAACUACCACCCCAGAAACAACAUCGCAAAAAACAACAACACAAACUACCACACCAGUAACAACAACACCAUCUACCACACCAGAAAGAACAACACAAACUUCUACACCAGAAACAACAUCGCAAACUACCACACCGGAAACAUCAUCACAACCUACCUCAUCAGAAACAACAUCAAACAACAACACAAACUACCACAGCAGUACCAACAACACAAUCUACCACACCAGAAACAACAACACAAACUACCACAGCAGUACCAACAACACAAUCUACCACACCAGAAACAACAACACAACCUACCACACCAGUAACAACCACACAAUCUACCACACCAGAAACAACAACACAAACUACCACAGCAGUAACAACAUUAGAAUCUACUACACCAGAAACAACAACACAAACUACUAUACCAAAACAACAGCACAAACUACCACAACAGAAACAACGACACAAUCUACCACACCAGAAACAACAACACAAACUACCACCCCAGAAACAACAACACAAUCUACCACACCUGAAACAACAACACAAACUACUUCACCAGAAACUACUACACAGUCUACCACACCAGUACGAACAACCCAAACUACCACACCAGAAACAGGCAUGAGCCUUUCUUCAGGAAGGCUCAUCUUUUCUGCAUUUUCCCCAAUACCCACAAUUCCCCUGCUGAUCCAUCUAUCUCAGCCUUGA
Molecule: messenger RNA, 3132 nt
Organism: Hemiscyllium ocellatum (epaulette shark)
Lineage: Eukaryota; Metazoa; Chordata; Chondrichthyes; Orectolobiformes; Hemiscylliidae
Product: mucin-2-like
Exons: 14
Coding region: 1-3132 (1043 amino acids)
Source: RefSeq, a predicted model, not a curated record